This is a messenger RNA of Rhizophagus irregularis DAOM 181602=DAOM 197198, 1089 nucleotides long. Lineage: Eukaryota; Fungi; Glomeromycota; Glomeromycetes; Glomerales; Glomeraceae. The record is from RefSeq and is a predicted model, not a curated record.
UAAUACACUAAAUACAAAGUGCGUUUCACCAUGAACGACAGCUUAAAACAAGAAUAUUUUCCUUGUAUUUAAAAUAUAUAUAUAUCCCCAUGAUAAAAAAUUUAAUCUCCUCGUCAUCUCAAUAAUAUUCAACUCGUUAUUUUCUUAAUAAUUUUCAUCACUUCGUUAUCUUAAUAAUUUUCAUCUCCUUGUUAUCUUCUUAACAAUUUUUAUCUCCUUUUUAUCUUCUUUUUUUUCCAUCAGCUCCUAAAAAUGAAUUCACUAGUUGUUCUUUAUAAAAUACUUCGUAAAUUUCAUAGAGAAUUAAAGCGGGUAGAAAAGUUUUUCUUGUAUACAUAUAUUAUAGAUAUGGUCACAUAUUGUUUACUGUUCAUUGGCACUUUAAUCUUAACAGGAGAUUUCGAAGUUAAUUUAAUACAAUUUCCAAUAUUAUUUUUUCCUGUAUUAUCAGGAAUGAUUAUGUUCUAUGGUAAGACCGUUUACCACGGAUUAGCAUUCCUUGGUGUACAUUCGUUUCCUAUCUUUGGAGGAAUAGCUUAUUUUUACACUCAAUAUUUUAAUUGUAAAGACAAUACUAUCACAUGUAACGCAAAUAGUCCAAUCUUUUAUGCAGGUGUGGGUUUUUUAAUUGCACUUGUAGUUAUAUUUCAAUCGCUAUAUACAUUAUAUGUGUAUUUAUUAUGGAAGAAAAGUGUAUGGCCUUUAGUAUAUGAAUUUAAACAUUCCAGACAUGAUGAAAUUAAAGAAAUGCAUGCGAUCUAUGAAGUUCAAUUCCCACUGUUCCAUGCGCAGAUAAUGAUAAUUGGGCUAUGGAUAACUGCUUAUUUAAUAGGAAUAAUUGGUAUAGACAUAAUGGCACUAGCAAAAAGACGAAUUAGUAUUCGAAGAUUAUUUUUCAAUUAUCAAGUGCCAAUCAACGUAAUAUUUCUUUAUUACUCGUUUUUUAUGCUCAAAGGUGUAAGUACAUUAUUUUCUUUUUGUUCUGUAAUAUAAUGUAAUUAUACUAAACAAAUUUGCAUUUAUACAUAUACCAAAUAUAUUUAGGUGAGGGAUGAGAAGCACUACUUAAUGUUUAUUGUUUACAUCGGA